CUGUUUAUGUGGCGGGGUCCUCAAGUUACAACAUUCCCAACUCGUUCGGUGAGCUGUCCUAAACAGCUGCUGCUGAAGUUUACAGAAGCGCAGUUUUCAUCGGUUUCUGCAGUUUUUUUGCGUUGUAGUUAGAGGCGGAAGAGCAUGGAUGUGUUCAGGGUGUUUGUGGCUUUUUUAUCACUGUGCGUGUCUGUGAUCAGCGCUUUUUCUCAGUCUCUGGACAGCGACUUUACAUUCACUCUCCCUGCCGGUCGUAAAGAGUGUUUCUACCAGAGUAUGAAGAAAGAGGGUUCACUGGAAAUCGAGUAUCAGGUUUUGGAUGGAGCGGGUUUAGAUGUAGACUUCUACUUGUAUGCACCUAAUGGUGACAUAUUGGCCACUGACGACAGAAAGUCUGAUGGGGUUCACACCGUGGAAGCAGAAGAUGGAGACUACAUGUUCUGUUUUGAUAACACAUUCAGUUCUGUUUCUGAGAAAAUUAUCUUCUUUGAGUUGAUUUUGGACAAUAUGGAUAACGGAGAGGACCCUGAGGACUGGAAGGCAUAUGUACAGGGAACAGACCUUCUGGACAUGAAGCUUGAAGAUAUCAUGGAAUCCAUCAACAGCGUGAAAGCCCGUUUGGGCAAGAGUCUUCAGAUCCAGACGUUGCUGAGAGCCUUUGAAGCGCGUGACCGCAACCUGCAAGAAAGCAAUUACGAAAGGGUUAACCUGUGGUCCUGUACCAACCUUGUUGUCAUGGUGAUCGUAUCUUGUGUCCAGGUCUACUUGUUACGCAGUCUAUUCGACGACAAGAGGAAAAUGCGCACAUAGGCUGCUGCAACUGACUGAAAAAUCUCUGACUGUCCCUAAUUUUCUGCUCUAUCCUUGGUUAUCGCUCAACAAAGUGUCCUUGGACUGAUGAUAGAUGGAGUCUCUCCUCUGCACACCUUUUCACUUUUAUAUCCGUCUUGUUACGAUAAAGACAAUCAUAUUUUACUUGAGUCAGGCACUCUUACUGAUAAAAUGAGACAUUGAAGUUGAUCUUUAAGUUGCUGCUAUGUGUGACACAGAUCUCACCAGGUGUAUGACUUCUAAGAUGUUUUUAAUGAUAAAUCAGAUUACUAAUAGUUUUCUGUUUUUGUAUGACAUCAUGUUUUAUAGAUUGUAAAUCCAUACUGACUUGUUCACUGUAUAAAGUGUAGUUACUGAAUUUUUGGCACUGAUAAUACACUGAUAUGCAGCAUAUUUCAGGUUUUUUGUAACGAGCAAUUUAACUAUUUUGAAAUUAAACUGACGUGAAGCGUU
Messenger RNA from Paramisgurnus dabryanus, 1284 nucleotides. RefSeq names its product transmembrane p24 trafficking protein 5 (gene tmed5). NCBI's taxonomy places the organism in Eukaryota, Metazoa, Chordata, Actinopteri, Cypriniformes, Cobitidae. The record is from RefSeq and is a predicted model, not a curated record.